This is a messenger RNA of Gadus chalcogrammus (walleye pollock), 5046 nucleotides long. It is a transcript of the gene bmp8a, whose product is annotated as bone morphogenetic protein 8a. Gene Ontology annotation, molecular function: cytokine activity; growth factor activity. NCBI's taxonomy places the organism in Eukaryota, Metazoa, Chordata, Actinopteri, Gadiformes, Gadidae. Gene Ontology annotation, biological process: SMAD protein signal transduction. The transcript has 7 exons. The record is from RefSeq and is a predicted model, not a curated record. Gene Ontology annotation, cellular component: extracellular region. The coding region runs from base 220 to 1638 and encodes 472 amino acids.
CGAGAGGAGAGGAGCCAACGUUUGAGACGCGCAGACGGUCUUUGCGUCUGAUGUUGUGGAGUCUAUUUGGUGGAAACCUGUGGCGUUGUUCAGAGGGAUUAAGGAGAACCCUGAGUUAGUAGCGGGGGGAACAACGGAUUCUCUGCUGGGAUAAAGAAGAGAAGAAGAAGCAAGCGGAGUCAAGAAGGAGACGUGGGAGACAAGGCAGACAGUCAAGGCAUGGGGUCGGACUAUCCUUCCUCCCGCCGGACCGCGGGCGACUCUGGGAGUUCUAGGAGCCCCACACACACACGCUGCAGCUGCAGCAACGGCAGCGGCAGCAGCAGGAGAGUCAGGGGUGUCCGCUGCUCCCCGUUCCUCCAUCCCCGGACCCUGUUCCUGGUCCCCCUGCUGCUGCUGCUGUCCCUGCCCCUGUGGAGCCAGCAGGCCGAGGCCGUGGUGCACUCCAGCUUCAAGCGGCUCAGCGGCCGGGAGAAGAAGGAGAUGCAGAAGGAGAUCCUGUCCGUCCUGGGCCUGCCGGGGAGACCCAGGCCCCACCCCCCUCUCCGGCCGCCCUCCUCGGCCCCCCUGUUCAUGCUGGACCUGUACCACGCCGUGUCGGCCGAGGGCGAGGAGCAGGGGAACGACAUCCUGGGUAAUAACGGAGUGAGGAUGGGCGUGGCCGAUGGGCGGGGUCACGUGAUCCACGGCGUGCUGCCGACCCUCAGCACGCACACGCCGCCGCUGGGGACGGUGAUCAGCGAGGCGGACACCGUGAUGAGCUUCGUCAACCUGGUGGAGCAGGAGAGGGAUCUGCUGCAGCCCCGGCCCUACUGGAAGGAGUUCCGCUUCGACCUCACCCCCCUCCCGCAGGGGGAGACGGUGACCGCCGCAGAGUUCCGUAUCUACAAGACCCUGACGAUGGGCCAGCGGGCUAACCGCACCCUCCAUAUCUCCGUCUACGAGAUCCAGCGAGACAACAGACACAGAGAGCCUGAACUGGUUCUGCUGGACAUCCAGUCUGUCCCUGCUGGCCAGGAAGGUUGGCUGGCCUUUGACGUCACCUCCGCCUCCAACCGCUGGCUCCUCCACCCGCGCAGUAACCUGGGGAUACGGCUCUACGUGGAGACAGAGGAAGAUCGCUCCCUGUCCGCUGGCUGGAUCGGUUUGGUUGGGCGCCGGGGCCCUCGUUCCAAGCAGCCCUUCAUGGUGACGUUCUUCAGGGCCAGCCAGAUUCCCUGCCGCCCACCGCGCGCCGUCAAACCAAACCCCCGCAAGAAGAAACACAAAUACGACCUGCCCGUCCCCAGCAUACAUGAUCACAGUCACGCCAACAGUGGGCGCCAGGCGUGCAGAAAACACGAACUCUACGUCAGCUUCAGUGACCUCGGCUGGAAGGACUGGGUGUUGGCCCCUACGGGCUACUCUGCCUACUACUGUGAUGGGGAAUGUCUUUACCCUCUGGGCUCCUGCAUGAACGCGACCAACCACGCCCUCAUCCAACAAGUGGUGCAUCUGUUAAAGCCAGAGGAGGUGCCCAAGGCGUGCUGCGCACCCACCAAACUGAGUCCCAUCUCGGUGCUCUUCUACGACGAACACAACAACGUCAUCCUCAAGAAGCACCGCAACAUGGUGGUCAAGACCUGCGGAUGUCUAUGAUACAUCAUCCCCUCCCCCCAGGCCCCAGUAGCAGGAGUGUUAGGUAUAUGUUCUUAAGGUUGUUGUACGAGCUGAAAUGAGGUGGAAUGAUUUAUAAUGGCAAUUAUAAGGAAACCCAUUUAGGCUCUGAAGCGCUUAACCGGUGGAGGGGAAACAAUUAAGUUAGAAUCCUUUGGCAUUGAAAAAGCCACAUGGCGUAGGUUUAAAUCGAAUCAGUACUUAUUUUGACUAUAAAAUUCAUUGAGUAGGAUAACUGGAUCCAUGAACAUGAUGUAUAAGCAGCUGGAUAAUGGCAUAAUAUCCACGCAAUCUCAGUAAUCUUUGAUUACAGGGUAGGAUAGGAUCAAUCAAGUGUUAUUGCAAUCCUAAAAAUCUCAUUAACACGCGCACUCUAUCUGAUCCAGAUGUUUCUCUUGUGACCAUCUGGAAAGAUUGAAUCGCAUCUCUAGGGUCAAAGGUCAGAUCGUCAGUUUGUUUGAUCAUCGUGUUUAUAAAGAGUGGUACUGCAUGCUUAGCAUAGCUGCCUUGAAGAUUUAUAUAGGAUAUGUGCUGCUAUGUUUUCCUAAACUGAUUUAGUUCAUCGAAAGAUAUUGCCCUUAAGCUAGAGUGGACCGUUUAACACUGUACUGUGUGAUGAAACAAGAUACAAGUUUGUGUGUUCAAGUCUACCCUCAAAGCUAUCCAAUUCCAGUUUUAAGUCGAAGUAAGACUUCCUCCAUUUGCUUUUUAAAGCCACCAUGAUUUCACUGAAUAUUCUGGGGACCUCCCAGAUUUUAUUUGAUAUAUAAUUUUGUCUUAAUAUUAUCAUAUUGUUUCAGAGUAGGGGAGCCUUCAACAUCAAUUUUGUCAUAAUACUGUAAAUAUAAGGCCGUAUACAGAUACUUUAGUUACAGGAAUAGACCAUAUUUGUACUGUUUUAAGUUUUUGCACAUAUUUUGUACAUUUCACUCAGAUUAACUUGAUAUACAUGGUAGCAUAUGACAUUUGAUUUCAGAACUUCCUUCCCAUUAAUUAAUACCUUCCACAUUAAAUGAGGGGUUUGAAUACAACAGUGUCAACAUAUACCCCUUUGACUUUAACAUUGCCUUUUUUAAAUGUCAUAAUCAACCUCGAAAUGGUGAUCAGCAGUCAGAAGUCAUAUUACAAAAGGUGCUUUGAUAAAUAAAGCGUUGUAGUGUUACUUUAAAUACAUUGCCGUUUAUUGAAAAGGUUAAAAAGCAAAACAUACAUCAGCAGUCGUAACUAAUUAGUUAGCCUUUUAUACUUCAAUUGCAUGAUGCUGCGCAAGUUUGAAUCUUUAUAUCUAGAUAGAUAUAUAAAAAAAACUAGACCGCUACAACGUCUUGGCCUUUGCCUGAAAUGUCAUCCGAACUGUUCAGUUCACGGCAGUGAAUUCAAAUUAGUUGAAAGUGAUUAAGAGACCACAAGAGAGCAAGUAUCAGGAGGUAUACGUGCAUAGUUCUGGAACCAAUGGAAUUAUUUUCCUUAAAAAUGGAAUCCUGAAUGCGGCGCAUGUCACCCUUACAUUCUAUUCCCAAGUCUUGCACCAUGGGCCUCAUUCACCUAAAGGCCAGAACAAAGUUGGCCAGUAGUAGAAUGAGGCCAGUUAGAACAACGUAACCUCAGUGCAUGGGGAUAGGGUGGGCAGCAGGGGUUGCAUGACACAGGGUGUCUUAGCAUUGCAACAGUGAGGCAUGGAUGAACAACACCCAAUACACUCAAGGUCACUAGGUACUGUUGGUCGAGGCAUGACCAAGAGGAAAGAAGCAAAUCGGAACCAGAGCCAUUUUUUUUGCGUUGUUUGGCCUGGAAAGCCUUGGUCCCAAAAAGCUAAAAACGUUCAAACAUGUUCUUUGUUUUAUCCACAACUUGUAUUUAAUCGUUCAAAAAAAAGCACAAUGAAUUUAGCUAGUGGUUUGCUGUGCAAGUCCAGGUUAUUGAUGCAGGAUAAAUGACAAUGGUCAUAGCCAUUCAAACACAAACAUGACACAUGUCCGUAAUGAUGCGUUUUGGCCUGACCGAAAUAUAUUUUAAAGGGGGUGUGGCGGCUGUUUGCUUUGUGGUCGGUCAUUAGCAGUUUCAGACAAAAGCAACCGUUCUGUUCGUUAUGGAACAUUAUGGGACACAAAGCAGAUAAGCUGUUUUGCUCAAAAGACAAAUAAAAAAAUAACAGAUGCUGGUUUACUCAGUGUUCUUUUCCCAACAUGCACAGACACACAACAUAGGCAUCAUCACCGCCGAAUAAAGCCAUUCUGUCCAUGAUAUUAACAAACACCGGGGUCCCAGAAGUCACCGUUGGGGGAUCUUGUUUUUCCUUCAAGUCAUCGUCAUUGUGUAUCUGUAAGGAUAAAAACAACUGAUCAAUUUAAAUAUCCCUCAGGGAGCAUUUCGUACGAGAGGGAAGGAGGCAUAGAUGUCCACGUUGCAGUAAAAUAUACAACCAGCUGGGCCAAGAUAAGCGCCAGUAGCUGCAGUUUGUUCCAUAAAUGCAAGGGGCCGGUGUCUCUCUUACCCAUCACUCGGGCAGGGGACUCCAGCCUGCUGCUCUCCUAUGCCUUGACGUCCACAAGCUCUGGAGGCAUGGGUGACUUGGGGUGUUUGCUCUCAAAAUGCUGCUUGAAGGUCUUGGGGUCUGGCAUCAUUGUCUGGAGGGAGAACACCAGGCGAAAUGUGAUUCACCACACAGAGAACCAUUUUAUCAUGUUGAUGAAUGGGUUAUAUACCACUGAAUCCCUCCGGGUCCGGUACAAGCCCAAAGUGCGCAUUAUAUUGACCACCCAGAUAGAUUUGCAUGGUGAUCACGGAUACUUAAAGAAGGUGCCUUAAAGCGAGUCUUAACAGAUUUGACUGUAUUUUGUCCCAACCAAUGCUGGGAUAAAUCACGUGCAAUCAUCAAUAACUAGCAUGAACAACAACAUUUUAAUAUUAUAAGGAGUGACUUCUAGAUAAGAAAUAGAGACAAACCCACUAUGAAAAAGUAGUAGUAAAAAAAAAACUAGCCAGCACUUGCCGCUAUAAAACUCACCCUGCAGACAGGGCAGGUGUGGACCAGAGCUGCCAUUGCUGAUGACUUCUGCUCAGCCAAACCACCCUUCUUUUUAUCUGAAGCCUUCUUGGCGUUCUUCUGCUGGGACUGGAUCUUCUGCUGCCCUCGAGCCAUGAUCCUAGCUAUGAUGGAAGAAGCAUAGUGAGAUUACAGACCUUUCAAGACCUUGAAUAUCAAUAUAUUAACAGAAUACCAGUCACAUGGGAGUGUAAUUGGUACGAAUUCAUAUUUAUUUGGGAUUGAAUUUAGAGAAGCACUGGAAAAAAUAUAUAACCCUUUCUAAUAAGAUAUGAUACGUCUUCGGUGGCUAGGUACUACGGAGUUGACCUGAUCACACACAUGUUUGUUGACUCAGGAAUAGC